UCGUGUAAAACUUGCUCCCGAAACGUAUCGGGAAAUCGUGGCGAUUAUUACGACGAUCUGGACUUUAUUUUCGACGGACGUGGCAGAGCACUUCCGGAGGACGAUUUCGAAGAUGAUUUCGUUUUGAAUCAACGACGUUACAAAGAACGUGCCGCGGCUGCCUUCGAGGAAGAUUUGGCCGAAUUGAGACGCAAGAGAAGAGACAUGCAGGAUCGUAUUUUCGACGUAAUCGAUUUGAACGCCGAAAUUGAGAAGGCUAGGAACACGUUGGAGGCCGCCGGUAAUGCAUUUCAAAAACACGCAACUAAAUUCGACAAUAACGAGGACGAUCUAGAUGACAACGUUACUUUAACACAAAAAUUAGACAGAUCAAGAAAAUUGGCUAAUUUAGAAUUGGUUCCUGAUAAAUCUAAAGCCAAACCGGAAAUAAUAUUACAAUGGGCAAGAACACAAAAUGCAGAACCGGAAAUAACAACAACAACAACCCCUCGUAUUUCAAAUGGAAGAUCAAGAUUAAAUUCUUUAGCCGAUGCUAAAGAAUUUAUCGAAGAUCCGUUAGAUGUAAUUGCCAUGCAACCGAUAAAGAGAAAAUUUCUUAAACGAAAGAAGAGUGUUUCCUUUUAAAACAAAAAAAAACAAACAAACAACAAAGACAAGAAAAAUGAACACCAAAAAAAAAAAUAAGGAAAAUGCAUUUUAUCCAUUAAUCGCGAUUACAUCGGACUUAAUUUGUUAUUCACAAUUUCACCCUUUUCAAAUGUGUAUUUUCAUUGAAAACUGUAUAUACAUAUUCAUUUACAUUUACAUA
Messenger RNA from Polistes dominula (European paper wasp), 808 nucleotides. RefSeq lists its product as uncharacterized. The record is from RefSeq and is a predicted model, not a curated record. Lineage: Eukaryota; Metazoa; Arthropoda; Insecta; Hymenoptera; Vespidae.